Messenger RNA from Capsicum annuum, 1370 nucleotides. RefSeq names its product protein THYLAKOID ASSEMBLY 8-like, chloroplastic. Gene Ontology annotation, molecular function: protein binding. The transcript has 3 exons. Bases 129 to 881 code for a protein of 250 amino acids. Lineage: Eukaryota; Viridiplantae; Streptophyta; Magnoliopsida; Solanales; Solanaceae. The record is from RefSeq and is a predicted model, not a curated record.
UUCCCAAUUCUCAACCCUAAUACCCAAUUUCCCAAUUCUUUUGCCGGAGCAUCACCGGCGCCGCCGUAUCCACUGCCGGAAUCACCACCACACCCUCCACCCACCCCUUCAUACCCAUUUCCUAAAAAAUGUCAAUUAGAGCAUUUUCAAGACUAAAAAUCCCUUCUUUAUUCCUCGUUAAACACCUUACAGUUUCUCCUUUACCAUCAACUUCUCCUACAAUAGCAUCAUGGAUUCCCGAGUUAUCGAGAAGUUCAUUGAGUUUUGUGAAGUGGUACCAUGAUGGUAGACCAAGAGGAUCACUUUGGAGAGGGAAAAAAUUGAUUGGGAAAGAAGCACUUUAUGUGAUUCUUGGGUUAAGGAGAUUUAAAAGUGAUGAAGAGAAACUUGAUAAGUUUGUUAAAGUACAUGUACUUAGGCUUCUUAAAAUGGAUAUGAUUGCUGUUCUUAAUGAACUUGAACGUCAACAAGAGGUUUCUCUUGCUGUUAAGGUGUUUUGGGUAAUUCAGAAACAAGCCUGGUACCAACCCGAUGUCUAUCUUUACAAAGACCUUAUCAUUGCAUUGGCCAGACAGAGAAAAAUGGACGAUGCGAUGAAGUUAUGGGAGAGUAUGAGAAAGGAAGAUUUAUUUCCUGAUUCUCAGACAUUCACUGAAGUUAUUAGGGGCUUCCUGAGAGACGGAUCUCCUGCAGAUGCUAUGAACAUAUUUGAGGACAUGAAAAAGUCUCCAUACCCACCUGAGGAGCUGCCUUUCAGGAUUCUAUUAAAGGGACUUUUGCCACAUCCCCUAUUAAGAAACAGGGUUAAGCAAGACUUUGAGGAGAUAUUUCCGGAUCGGCAUAUAUAUGAUCCUCCAGAAGAGAUUUUUGGAUUACGUUGAGGCUUUAAUAAAACAGAGCCGCACGGUUGUCUUUGUUGCUGAUCAAAUAUUAUAUUAGUGGAGACAAGCAUAUAUCCAGUCGUGGGAAGCUUCUUCCACCUUGAUAUCAUAUAGUAUACAAAUGCUAUUACUGGCUCCGCGAGGAGGGUUACAUCCUCCUCUUGAUGAUGUGCUAAGAAUGAGUAUCGGUAUUUCUUGCUAUCCAUGGUCCCCGGUUACUACAAAAUUCAUCAAUGAUUCGUUGUUCUUAGCUAUUUCUUUGGUACUGACAACUUCUCAUCAUUCUCCAGAGUUCCAUAUUUUUGAUCUUGGGAAAGUUGUUCAGAUUUAAGACUAUUGUUGUUUAGGUAGCUCAAUAGUAUGUCUUGGUGCCUUUUCUGAGAUUUUGGUUGUUAUUAUAGUUUGUAAAGGUGCUUUUGACAUUUUGAAGAGAAUAAUGUAGAAUGAUGUUCCAUUUAUUUGCAAUGCUGAGCACUAGACUUUGGCUUA